This is a messenger RNA of Rosa rugosa (rugosa rose), 876 nucleotides long. RefSeq lists its product as uncharacterized. The record is from RefSeq and is a predicted model, not a curated record. The coding region runs from base 1 to 876 and encodes 291 amino acids. Gene Ontology annotation, molecular function: catalytic activity. The transcript has a single exon. NCBI's taxonomy places the organism in Eukaryota, Viridiplantae, Streptophyta, Magnoliopsida, Rosales, Rosaceae.
AUGCAUCAAGGAAACGUACUGGUGUGGAAUUGUAGGGGGAUUGUUAAUCUCGAAACCCAGAGUGCGCUUGUAGACAUUGUACAAGCCAAAAAACCUACCCUUAUUUUCUUGUCAGAAACCUGGGCACCGAAGAACUUGAUUGACUCGCUCACCAGGAAACUGGGUUUUAAAGGGGGUUUUUGUGUGCCUCAUGAGAAUGAUUCUCAGGGACUUGCGUUGUUGUGGAGUGACGAGACCCAUGUUGACAUUCGCACAUACUCCCCGAAUCAUAUUGAUGCAGAAGUUGGGAAACCAGGAACUGAUUUGUGGCGAUUUACUGGUAUAUACGGGGUGGCAGCCAGGGAUGGAAGGAAUCGAACUUGGUCCCUCAUUGAAACCCUUGCUGCUCAACCUUGCUCACUGCCUUGGCUAAUGGCAGGGGAUUUCAAUGAGGUCAUGUCCAACGCGGAUAAAUCUGGAGGCCCUCCUAGAGCAGCUGCAGCGAUGGCAAGGUUUCGUAGAACUAUGUCAGUAUGUGGUCUUAUCGAUAUGGGAUUUGUAGGAAGCAGGUUUACAUGGUCAAAUAGGUUUACAAAGGAGCGUUUGGAUCGGGGGUUCCAAUCCAUGCAGUGGAGGACCAGAUUUCCCUUCAGUCGUGCCGUAACCCUACCCCCGUCUGAAUCAGAUCACAUUCCUAUUUUGAUUGAAGUUAGUGAUGAGCGUUUAGCACGGGGUAAAAUCCAACGCAGAUUUCGUUUUGAGGAAGCUUGGUAUGGCCGACAAGAGUGUGACCAGAUUAUCACCCAAGAGUGGGCACAACCUACCACUGGCAAUGCUUUAAGGCAAUUGGGACACAAAAUUAAAUGUGCGGGCAAACGGCUUAUGGAAUGGCACUAA